This is a messenger RNA of Menidia menidia (Atlantic silverside), 3520 nucleotides long. The record is from the annotation of a GenBank genome assembly. Lineage: Eukaryota; Metazoa; Chordata; Actinopteri; Atheriniformes; Atherinopsidae.
GGCUUAAGAGAAAUGCCAGUACCAUCCUGGCUCCUGUCUGACAAAAAAAACAAAAAAGAACUAUCUAUGUUUAGCAACAGUUAUUUUUCUCCUCAGGUCACAUCAAGACAGGUAAAAAAUUGCAGUGGGAUCCCUCCUUAGGCUCAUGUGUGCAAGAGGGGGUCUUUCAAUCCAGACAGGUCCAGCCAUGCCCCACAGAUCUUCUGUUCAGUCUGCAUCCUUUCCUGAAGCAUGAAAAACACACUACAGAGCAGCAAACACUCCUAGACACAGAGAUUUUUCAACUGCAAACGAAUCUUAUGCACAUGAAUUAUAAUUUCCAAUAUAAAGGGUCACUAUUUUAUUCUUACAGCAACCCCACAAUGAAAGUAAGUCCUAUACUGUAUGUCAACACUGUGAGAUAUCUCCCUCUGGUGGUAAAUCUUAGAAAUACCCUCAGAAAAUCUCAGCUGCAGCAGUUUAACUGUAAACAUUUUUAUGUGUGUUGCUUUAACGAUGUGAAUUUUUAAAAGACCUUGGUCACACCGCAUGGGACUGAACCACCAGCUUGGUAAUAGUGCCAGUUAAUUUGAUUUCUGAUUCCAUUCCUUCAACUAUUGUCAACCUCUCUAUUUUUGUUCCUUUCUGUCCAUUUUUUGGGGAAUCUUCUUGUACAUUCUUUCAGCAGAUCAGCACAGUAUUCCUAUUGGUUUAAAUCACCUGAGGGCUCGUCUUUAAAUGGUCCUCAGCUGUCAGUUUUGCUCUAAUACAAUUAAACACACCAGUGAUUCACUAAUUCUCCUUCAACACCAGCUUAUUUCCAACAGCUUCAAAACGAUCAGCUAUUGCUCUUUAACUUUCAGAUUACCUUCUCUCACAUUUUCAUGUCUUCUUCAGCAAAUUGUGGCUACUUUAUCAUAUUCUCCCACUAUCUGUAACAUCGUCUGGUGCAUUUGUUUAGCAGAUCUGUUUUUCUGCAGCUGUUUCCCAGAAACAUAACUUUUAGUUUUACUUCUAAUAGUUUUUUCCAAGCAUGUUUGGUAGUGUUUUUGUUUGACAUGAUCGUGGCAUGGUGCUGUUAUUCUAAACAAAAGCAUGACAAAACCUGUCAUUUGGCCCUAAAAUUACAAGAUAAAAAGAUAAAGAAGUCUGUGUCUUUGUAUCUGUCAACUCAAUAAGUAAACCACCAUUGCUGGGCUGAAAGAUGAAAAUGGCCUGAGGAGUAAGUAAUCCUUUCUAUAAAGCUGUUUUAAAUGGGAUGAGCUAAGCAUAGGGGUUGAACACGCGGUGUCUCUGUGAAGACUCCUCCUUUUAGUUUUACAUGUGGCAUGGAAACAAGUAAAAUGCGUCUGUGACAGACCCAGGAAGAGGCUGUCACAGCCAGACUGGAAUCAUGCUCAGAGUUGUACUGUAGGUCAGCAGUCAUUAAUGGGAAGUCACAGAGGUAUGAAAGGGGAACAUAACUACACUUGCAGACAGAUUACCCUUUAUGAUGUAACCAGUUGGACUUAGUCUCAUUUCACCUGCUCUGCUGGAAGAUGGCCAGUACAGCAGAGGACCCACACUUGGGCUCAGGUCCAGAUGACGAUGACACACGUUCAUUGGGAAGGGACUCGGACUCUGAGAGCAUCCUCUCCGAUGACUCUGUGCUUCCUGACUACACGCGGGAGAACAAAAACGGAAGUGCAACAUCAACACUGUAUCUGGCAUGCGCCCGUAACGAACCGACCUCUCUGCAAGGAGUUCUAGACAGAGGGGUGACAAAAGAGGAGGUGAUGGAGCUGGACGUCAACGGCUGGAAUGGCUUGAUGGUGGCAUGCUGCAAAGGUUUCUUAGAAAUCGUGUACGGGCUUCACAGUUGCCCCUUCAUCGACAUAAAUCACCAGGACAAGGAGGGAAACACAGCACUGAUGAUCGCAUCACAAGCAGGUCACAUCAGCACAGUGAUGUAUCUCCUCAACUACUUUCCUGGCGUAGACACUGAGAUAAAGGACUGUCGGGGGUUCACGGCCCUCAUCAAAGCGGCCAUGACAGGCCGCAGUGACGUCGUGGCAGCUCUCGUUAUGGCCGGGGCUGACAUACAUGCAGUGGAUUCUGCUCGUGGAAAAUGUGCUCGGGACUGGGCGCUCAAGACCGGUCGCUAUGAGACUUUGCAUCGUCUGCGCCGCCUAGCAUUACGGCCAAAAGCCGAGCAGUUCUGCGAGAGCUACGUCCCCGAGUGGCCUGAACUGAAAGCGAGAGUUUACAAAGCCACAACUCAGAAAAGUCCCACAGAGAAAAUUACGCUGCGGAUCAAAAACACAUUCGGAUUUAGCUUUCCACGUGAUCCCCAGGACAACGGGGUCUUGGACCACUUGGUGAGGAUGACAACCAGUGUCCACAGCCCUCUCAUUUCAACCGGAUGUCACCCACUCUGUCCCACAAGUCCUCCGGAGAUGGGGAAGAGGAGGCUUGCAGUGAGUGAGCUGGUGAAGAAACACUCACAGAAGGAGCUGGAAGAAAGCUCGGUGUGCCACAGCAACGGCUCAGUCUCGUACAUCAUCCCAACAGUCCACUCUGCCGAGACGAUCGCUUCGACGUGUUGCCCUGACACGGAGCGGAGGGGCAGCAUCCUCUCACUGGCCUCCACCAAAGUGGCUACUACGUUCAUUCCCCGAAGUAUGGCGAGACGGAACAGCGUUUUCCCCUCUGGAUGCAUUCCCAAGAUCAAUGUGGACAGGCCUUCGGAGGCCACGCCGAAGAAAGAAAAGAAGAAAAAGAAGAAGAAGGAAAAGGGCUACCUGGAACCACCAAAAUGGAAAUACAAGGAGCUGAAAGAUGAGAAGAAGAAGGAGAAGAAAAAGGCUGAAAAAGAGAAGGAAGAAAAAGAGAAGAAAAAGGACAAAGACGGCAAGAGGGCAAAAAAAUAAUUUUCAGAUUUGAGAGCUACAGUUUAAAAAAAAGUUUAAAGUCUUCUCUGUGCUUGAAAUGUUUAAAUAAAAUAAUGAAAAUGAACCAAAGUUUGAAUGUCAGAGGCAAGAACACACCACUGAUGCUGGCACAUCAUAUGACUUGAUCCACAAGCACCAAUAGGGCUGUUUUUUAUAUCUUUUUUUUAUGCCUAAAUGACUCAAGUUGACUAAGACAACCGUAUAUUUUAUACCUCAUGCAUGAAGUGAGGGUGGUGAUAGCAUACAAGAUUAUGUGAGCAGGUGGCAUAGUUGUACUAUUCAGUGGUAUUUAAGAUAAUCUAAAUUUUAAUAGUUAAACACACCCUUUUUAGUACUUUAUAUUGCUAAAAGUAUUUGUUUAAACGUCUGCGUAGCUACAUAUUACAGUUUGUUGACUUACCUGCUCAUUGAAUAUAUUGAAUGAAUAAAUAAUGUAACAAGGAAACUGUUCUAUGUUUGCAAGAAACCCAUAUUUUCUAAUUCAGUCAAAUUUUUGUUCCCAUUCGUUACAUAACAUAAAGUGGACGAUACAAAUGACUCCAUAUGUACUUGAAAGUUAAAUAACGACAUGUAAAUAUAUUAUAGCUUAAUUUAGAUACUUUCGUAUCCAU